AUGGAAGAUUUUGAUUCUGAUGAAGUCCCAGUGUGUGGGGACAAAAGCUCUAAAUCGGCUUUUAAAUUUCUCCUAGAUAUCAACUGGACAGGAUUAACUAAACUGCUUGACAUCCCAGGACUAAAUGGUUUGUCGGACACCGUCAUUCUGGAUAUUAUCUCUAACUAUUUGGUGCUACCAAAUCGAAUCACAGUCCCUUUGGUGAAUGAGGUGCAGCUUGCUCAGUUACGAUUCCCCAUACCUAAGGGUGUCUUAAGAAUUAAUUUCAUUGAAGCUCAAGAUCUAGAGGCAAAGGACACCUAUCUGAAGGGAAUUGUCAAAGGGAAAUCUGACCCAUAUGGAGUCAUUCGAGUUGGUAACCAGGUCUUCCAGAGCAAGGUCAUCAAAGAAAAUCUCAACCCAAAGUGGAAUGAAGUUUAUGAGACCUUGGUAUAUGAACAUCCCGGGCAAGAGCUAGAGAUUGAACUCUUUGAUGAAGACCCUGACAAAGAUGAUUUCCUCGGAAGCCUUAUGCUUGAUCUUGUACAAGUUGAGAAGUCACUACUGGUUGAUGAGUGGUUCACACUGGAUGAAGUUAGUAAAGGAAGGCUACACUUGAAACUGGAGUGGCUUAGCUUAAUGACAACUGCUGAAAACCUGGAUCAGGUACUUACCAGUAUUAGGGCGGAUAGUGAUCAGGCCAGUGAUGGCCUUUCUUCUGCAUUACUCGUUGUGUAUUUGGACUCUGCCCGGAACUUGCCCCAUAAUCCAUUAGAAUUUAACCAGGAUGGCUUGAAGAAGGCUACUGUUCAAAAAGCUAUGAAGUCAGGAAAGAAGUUGAACAGCAACCCUAACCCAUUUGUCCAGUUGUCAGUUGGACAUACAACAUAUGAGAGUAAGAUACGCUAUAAGACAAAUGAACCUGUUUGGGAGGAGGCUUUCACUUUCUUUAUUCACAAUCCUAAGAGACAGGAACUUGACGUUGAGAUUAAAGAUGACCAUCAUCAGUGUUCUUUGGGUAGCUUUAAUCUCCCACUCAGUCAUUUGCUGGAAGCUGAAAAUCUGACCAUCACUGACCGAUUCUUGCUCAGGAAUUCUGGACCAAACAGCACUAUCAAGAUGAAACUAGCCCUAAGGAUACUUUCUCUUGAAAAGCAAGAACAGAACUCCAAUCAACAGUUAGCGGGUCAACUGAAGAAGUCUGUUAUUCAUAAGGAUCCAAAGAGACUUAAUAAGCCACAAACAGCUACAGUUACUGGUGAUCCCAGCAAACCUUCUCCAACAGUUCCAACAGUUCCAGUGACUGAAAGUAACAGAACACCUGAACAUGGGCAGACUGCAGAGCAGGUUUUUCCUUCUCCUUCAAUUUCCCAGCACCCAGAUGAACUCAGCAGAAGCUCUUCUAAUCUCACAGCCUCCAGUUGUACUGGGUCUCCCACACAUCUGUCAGUAAAGGAACCAACACCAAGUAUUGCUUCCGAUAUAUCACUGCCUGUAGCAACCCAAGAGCUUCGACAAAGAUUGCGGCAGCUGCAGAAUGGAACAACAUUGGGUCAGUCCCCACUAGGCCAAAUUCAGCUAACAAUUCGUCACAGUUCUCAAAGGAACAAGCUGAUAGUGGUUGUACAUGCCUGCAGAAACCUAAUAGCCUUCUCUGAGCAUGGCUCAGACCCAUAUGUGCGACUGUAUUUGUUGCCUGACAAACGAAGAUCAGGGAGGCGGAAAACUCAUGUGGUUAAGAAAACACUGAAUCCUAUAUUUGAUGAAACGUUUGAUUUUAAUGUCUCUGUAGCAGAUGUACAAAGGAGAACUCUAGAUGUAGCGGUGAAGAAUAGUGGUGGUUUCUUGUCCAGAGACAAAGGACUUCUUGGAAAGGUGUUAGUAGAUCUGACAUCUGAAGAAAUUACCAAAAGUUGGACACAAUGGCAUGACUUAACAGAAGAUGGUGCAAGGCCACAGGUCCAGACCUAGACAAAGCUGCAGGGAGUCUCUCAGUGAACAGCUGUUUGCAUUGAAAACAUCACAUUCUUGUCUUCAAGAAUACGCACCAGCAUGUUUUUUUUUACAGCUUCACUUUUUAGUCAUUAGUUAUGCCACAGUCAUUUUAUAAGUGUAUGCAAAACUGCCAUCAUGUUUUAUGAAUACUGUGGAAAUUGUCACUGUAUUUUUUUGUUUUUUACUGCAGUUUUACUUUUAUAUAAAUGUGCAAUAGGGUAUGGUGUCACAACAAACCGUCAAAGAAAAAGGAGGUACUGAUUGCCACUGUAAUGGGAGCAUGCUUUUUCUUUGAACCUUUGGUUUGCCUUGUUUGCUCCGUUGAUGUUAUAGACCAUGUAAAUAUUAUGUAUAAUUUUAUAUUACUUUAUUACUGAUCUAAAGAAGAGACAACAGGUAAACACAUUUUUUUAGUUAAGUGCAUGAUUAUUUUUAACAUGUGUUAUAGCUUGCAGUGAAAUCCUUUAAUCAAAUGAAUUUUAUAUUGUUUCAUUGAAGAACACUAUAGGUCAAAUGCAGUGCUGUUAUGACCUAAGCAUAUAAAUUAUAGCUUAUUUAUAAACUGUCA
This is a messenger RNA of Protopterus annectens (West African lungfish), 2542 nucleotides long. RefSeq names its product extended synaptotagmin 2 (gene ESYT2). Gene Ontology annotation, biological process: lipid transport. The transcript has 18 exons. Bases 1 to 1950 code for a protein of 649 amino acids. The record is from RefSeq and is a predicted model, not a curated record. Lineage: Eukaryota; Metazoa; Chordata; Ceratodontiformes; Protopteridae.